Messenger RNA from Penicillium cinerascens, 990 nucleotides. RefSeq names its product SMP-30/gluconolactonase/LRE family protein. The transcript has 2 exons. The record is from RefSeq and is a predicted model, not a curated record. Bases 1 to 990 code for a protein of 329 amino acids. Lineage: Eukaryota; Fungi; Ascomycota; Eurotiomycetes; Eurotiales; Aspergillaceae.
AUGCCCAACGCCACUUCCUUCAAGGCCCACGACCCGCGAUUCGCCGCAAUCGUGGGCCCAUCUCCGACAGCAGAGCUUCUAGCAGAGAAUAAAGUCUAUCCGUUCGCUCACGAGGCCGGGGUAUUUUUUCCCGACGCCAACAACCUCUAUAUUACCAGCAACCGAAGCAUUGGCCCGAACGGAAAGCAGACAGUGCAAAUUACUCGCGUCGACCUGAGUAAAAGACCCGUCACCUGUGAUGAGAUUGCUACCGAUAUUCCUAUGGGCAAUGGAGGCAUCAAUUACGGUAAAGACCACGUUCUCUUCUGUGGGCAGGGGUCUAUGACCGAGCCAAGCGGACUGUACCGGAUGUCUACAACUGCUCCGUACAAAUCAGAGUUAUUGAAAUGUGAUUUCAAUGGCCGGCCAUUCAAUUCUAUCAAUGACGUGGUAGUGCACACGGAUGGUUCGAUCUGGUUCACCGAUCCCAUUUAUGGCUUUGAGCAGGGUUAUCGUCCAUCGCCGCGUCUACCCAGCCAGGUCUACCGGUGGCAUCCAGAUACUGGGGCAAUUCGGGCAGUGGCCGAUGGUUUUGGGAGACCAAAUGGUAUCUGCUUCUCUCCGGAUGAGCAGGUUGUUUAUAUCACCGAUACGGACCGGGUACAUGGAGACGGCACCAUCGAUGACCAAAGAGUAUCAUCCAUUUACGCCUUCGACGUGUCCAUGAUUCACGGGGAGCCAUCCCUCACAAACCGGCGGCUCUUCGCUAUGGCAGACCAGGGCAUUCCAGAUGGAGUCAAGUGUGAUUUAGAAGGAAACGUAUACAGUGGCUGUAGGGAUGGAAUCAAUGUUUGGUCCCCGGGGGGCGUUCUCUUGGGUCGAAUCCUCAUCGAUGGAGGUGUGGCAAACUUCUGCUUCGGGAGAAACGGAGAAAUCUUUGCCCUCAAUGAACAUCGAUUGUGGCGAGUUCAGUUGGGAGCGGGAGUAAAGGGGGCAUUGCUUGGAGUAUAA